AUGAGUGAUGCUAUGAAUCAAACAAGUGAUGCUGUCUUUACAGACAGAAUGCGAAGGUUUCAAGAGUUUUUGGAUACCCAUUCGCAUUAUACUCGAGAAAUAAGAUCAAUACUCGAGUUUAACAGCAACGUAGUGAAAGAGAAAAAGACGGAUGAUGAUUAUUUAAAUACUGCAGACAAAGAUACGAUGGACCAUGACACUAAUCAAUUGCCAUUGAGAAUAACAGUAUCACUUGACGAUUUAAGAGAAUUUGACAAAACAUUUUGGACUGGACUUUUACAAGUACCCUCGUUCUUUUUACCACCAGCGGAGCGUGCUGUUUCGGAGACUGCAAUGGCCUUAGAUGAUAGCCCUCUCGGGUUUCGCGGAUUCCAAAAUGAUCCCAGCAGACAAUGGAGACUGUCAUUCAAGGGUUCUUUCGGUCCGAAUUCUUUAUCACCACGUACCUUAAACUCAACACAUUUGAAUAAAUUGAUCUCAGUAGAGGGGAUUGUAACGAGAACCUCACUUGUGAGGCCAAAACUUCUCAGAUCCGUGCAUUAUGCCCAAACCACAGGCCAUCAUCAUUACCGUGAUUAUCGUGAUGCGACUACAACAUUAACCACAUCCGUACCAACACCAGCUAUUUAUCCAGAGGAGGAUCAAGAAGGUAAUAAGCUGGUCACAGAGUAUGGAUUUUGUCAUUACAUGGAUCACCAGCGAAUCACCGUUCAAGAAAUGCCCGAAAAGGCCCCUCCUGGUCAAUUACCAAGAUCCAUUGACGUUAUCUUGGAUGAUGACUUAGUGGAUAAGACAAAACCAGGUGAUAGAAUUAAUAUUGUUGGUGUAUACAAGUCAUUAGGUGCAGGUGGUCUAACAGGUGGUUCUAAUAACAACGACAAGGGUAACGGUGCUUUAUCUGGUUUCAGAACUGUUGUAAUUGGUAACACAGUGUACCCUCUACAUGCCAGGUCUACAGGUGUGUCCGCCGUUGAAACGCUAUCAGAUAAUGAUAUUAGAAAUAUCAAUAAGCUAUCAAUGCAUGAUAAUAUUUUCGACACUUUGUCCCAGUCGUUAGCACCAUCCAUCUAUGGCCAUGAACACAUUAAGAAAGCCAUCCUAUUAAUGCUUAUGGGUGGUGUGGAAAAAAAUUUACCCAACGGUUCACAUCUAAGAGGUGACAUAAAUAUCCUUAUGGUUGGUGAUCCAUCCACCGCUAAAUCUCAAAUGCUUAGAUUUGUGUUGAACACAGCAGCAUUAGCUAUUGCCACUACGGGUAGAGGUUCCUCUGGUGUCGGUUUGACAGCAGCCGUCACUACUGAUAAAGAAACUGGUGAAAGAAGAUUAGAAGCAGGUGCGAUGGUGUUGGCAGAUCGUGGUAUCGUUUGUAUCGAUGAGUUUGACAAGAUGUCCGACGUAGAUAGAGUUGCUAUCCAUGAAGUUAUGGAACAACAAACAGUAACAAUCGCAAAGGCUGGUAUACAUACAACAUUGAAUGCUCGUUGUUCAGUUAUCGCAGCUGCAAACCCUGUUUUCGGUCAAUAUGACGUUAACAAAGAUCCACAUAAAAAUAUUGCCCUACCGGAUUCUCUAUUAUCUCGUUUCGAUUUACUAUUUGUGGUUACGGAUGAUAUCAACGACAUCAGAGAUAGAGCUAUCAGUGAACAUGUCUUGAGAACACAUAGGUACUUACCUCCUGGAUAUUUGGAAGGUGAACCUGUUAGAGAGCAAAUAAAUCUAUCAUUGGCUGUUGGUGAAGAUAUCGAAAACGAGGAAGAAGAUGAUGAUGAGGACGUAGUUUUCGAAAAAUUCAAUCCACUUCUACACGCCGGUGCGAAGCUUGCAAAGAACAGAGGUGAUAGCAAUGGUAGCGAGCUUCCUCAAAUUGUUGCGAUACCCUUCAUCAGAAAAUACAUUCAGUAUGCAAAAGAGAGAAUUAUUCCUCAAUUGACUCAAGAAGCUGUAGACGUUAUCAUCAAAUCAUAUUCAAAUCUAAGAAACGAUCAGAACACCAAGAAAUCCCCUAUCACGGCAAGAACUCUAGAAACUUUAAUCAGAUUAUCCAGUGCUCAUGCCAAGGUAAGGCUUUCAAAGAAAGUAGAACUAGAAGAUGCAAAGGUAGCAACACAAUUACUAAGAUUUGCAUUACUAGGUGAGGACGGAGCCAACUUCGACGAACAGGAAUUUGCCGAAGGCAGAACAACCGAAAAAUCUCCAAGAAAGAAGCCAAGAGCUUCUCCAAGGAAGAAGAGAGGGGCCGUUUACAAAGAAGUUGACUCAGAGGAUGCAGAAGAGGACCAGGAAAUGGCAGAGACUCAACCGGAUCCUGCUGACGGUCUGGAAUCUACGAUGGUACGGUUAGCACCAGAACAAGAGGAAGACCUUCAAAGAAGACUAGAACAAAACUUGAGAGUGAGUCCGAGACGCCAACUAUCAGUCGAAAGAAGAGUACUUUCACAAAGCGACCAUCAACAACAGGUUCUCCACCACUCCUCGCAAUCCUCAACUGGACCCCUUGAAACUGGCUCUCAAUUGGAACCGUCUCAUAUGACCCUUGAUUUUAUGUCCAUCGAAGAGAUGGACCAGGGUUCAAUCUCAACCGGUAGGUUAUCGUCACUCUCAGGUAUUGUUGCAAGACUCAUGCAAUCAGACAUUUUCGAGGAAGAAUCGUAUCCUGUCGCCGCACUUUUCGAAAGAAUUAACGAGCAAGUUCCAGAAGAGGAAAAAUUCACUGUUGAUGAAUACGUUGCUGGUCUAAGGAUUAUGAGCGAUAGAAACAAUUUAAUGGUCGCGGAUGGCAAAGUAUGGAGAGUAUAA
Molecule: messenger RNA, 2796 nt
Organism: Kluyveromyces lactis
Lineage: Eukaryota; Fungi; Ascomycota; Saccharomycetes; Saccharomycetales; Saccharomycetaceae
Gene: MCM3
Product: MCM DNA helicase complex subunit MCM3
Exons: 1
Coding region: 1-2796 (931 amino acids)
Biological process (GO): DNA replication; DNA strand elongation involved in DNA replication; double-strand break repair via break-induced replication
Cellular component (GO): MCM complex; nucleus
Molecular function (GO): single-stranded DNA binding; ATP binding; ATP hydrolysis activity
Source: RefSeq, a predicted model, not a curated record